AUGUCCCUCGCGCCACCGCUCAUUAGCCACACGUCAAGCUUCGACACUGCGCUCUUAGCACUUGCACAUAGUCGUCACACCAUUUACGAACACACGCGCAUGUCAGGCGAGAAUCGCCGGGCACAUCGAAUGCUGCCCGUCCAUCUUUGGGACAGUUCCACUGAUGCCCUCGAAGCUUCUUACGCCCGGAACAUCUCCAAGCACUUUUGUGAGGGACCGGUCCGUGCAUCAAAACUGCACGAUACGCCAAUGUACCCACGGGAGACGCUGCUGCUCAUCGCACAAAGUCAGUGCUCGAUCUACGACAAGACACGGAUCUCGGGGGAGUAUCGUACAGCACAUUGCAUGCUGCCUACAGACGUCCGCGUCGAGCAAUUGGACCGCUGCUCGGACACCAUGGACGCUUGCUAUGUGAACGCCAUGGCCAACUACUUUGUGACCACGCGCGCUAGUCGGUUGUGA
This is a messenger RNA of Peronospora matthiolae, 462 nucleotides long. The record is from the annotation of a GenBank genome assembly. NCBI's taxonomy places the organism in Eukaryota, Oomycota, Peronosporomycetes, Peronosporales, Peronosporaceae.